This is a messenger RNA of Nicotiana attenuata, 2119 nucleotides long. RefSeq names its product nodulation receptor kinase. NCBI's taxonomy places the organism in Eukaryota, Viridiplantae, Streptophyta, Magnoliopsida, Solanales, Solanaceae. Gene Ontology annotation, biological process: protein phosphorylation. The record is from RefSeq and is a predicted model, not a curated record. Gene Ontology annotation, molecular function: ATP binding; protein kinase activity. The transcript is spliced from 8 exons. Bases 725 to 1867 code for a protein of 380 amino acids.
AAUUUAUUCCUUAAAUAGUGUUUUCAUACGGUUACAGCCGCUGCUUCUACUUGAAAACUAGUACUAGUAAUCUAGUAUAGUACUAAGUAGGAAUAAUAAUAAUUCCGAUUACUUGUCUUCAUCUUCUUCCUUCCAGCUCCAUUUUCUUUCCUUGCUAUUUACACAAUUGAAAAAAUAGGAUUUUCCUCUUUUUUAUUAAUUAAUUUAUUUCCCGCAAUGAUUUGAAAUGUGUUUGUAUUUUUUAUUAUUAUGUUGUUGGGGUAUCUUUGAGUUGUAUAGAGGUGCAGACGACUAAUUUAUAUGUCGGCGCCAGGUCGCUUUCUGUCGGCAUCGUUUGUAUCCAACAAUGGUGAUGAUUAAAAUGGCCGGGCGGAGGAGAGAAUAACCCAUUUCUAUUAAACUAGAGUAGAGUAUCAUAUUCCCCACAUACCCAUUACCUAUAGCUACACCACUAUGCUGAUGAUUCAUUGUUAGUGUUACAGGAUUUCAGUAGAUUUUAGAUUUGAUACUUCCUCCCCCUUAAGUUUCAAUAUUUCUGACUUUAUGUGGGAAUGCGGCUGAAUUCUGAUCCGACUCCGACUGCUGCUGCCGCUUCUCCCAGAUUACUCCCUCCCAAAUGAAGUUUGCUGCCUUCUAUCCAACCUAUUUAUCUUCCAUCUCAGUGUCAAUGUGUCAAAAUAUAUAUCCCAAAAGUACUCGCCUUUGCAGCUGAAGUGGUCGCCAAAUGUCAAGGACUCUUGCAGCAAUUGUAGGAGGUGCUGCAGGAGCCGUGGCAUUGGUGGGGGUUGUGAUUGUCAUUUUAUGGUUCUGUAUUUUUCAUAAAAGGAGCAUUUCAAGAACUUCUGAGACAGGCUCUUCUGAUCCAUCUAUUCAAGUUGGAAAAACUGCUGGGAUUGAAUUGACCUUACGAGAUGCCAGGCGCUUCCAGAUAGAAGAAUUGUCUUUGGCAACAAAAGGUUUUAGUGAUAAGAAUUUGAUUGGCCAAGGCAAAUUUGGGGAAGUGUACAAGGGAUUGCUUCAUGAUGGCAUGCUUGUAGCAAUAAAAAGGCGAUCGGCUGUCCCUAGCCAGGAAUUUAUUGACGAGGUUCGCUACCUCUCAUGUAUUCAGCACCGGAACUUAGUCACCCUCCUAGGAUACUGCCAGGAACAUGAUCAGCAGAUUCUUGUCUAUGAGUACAUACCUAAUGGAAGUGUAUCCGUUCACUUAUAUGGUGAUGGUCAUGUUACACAAGAGAAACUUGAGUUCAAGCAUAGGCUUUCUAUAGCUCUAGGGGCAGCUAAAGGUCUUGCUCAUCUUCAUUCCCUAAGUCCCCGCUUGAUUCAUAAAGACUUCAAGACAGCAAAUGUUCUCGUGGAUGAAAAUUUCAUAGCUAAAGUUGCAGAUGCAGGAUUACGCAAUUUUCUUGGGAGAUUUGAGGUUGCAGGCCCAUCUUCUCAAGUAGCUGCUGAUGAAAUUUUUCUUGCUCCAGAGGUCAGAGAGUUCCGACGAUUUUCUGAGAAAAGUGAUGCCUACAGUUUUGGUGUAUUUCUCCUGGAGCUAGUUAGUGGCCGUGAAGCAAUGGAUUUGCUGUCUUCAGAUUUGAAUAUAAACAUAGUUGAAUGGGUGGAGAAUUAUCAGGAAUCUGGCAACAUAUCUGCCAUCAUAGAUCAAAGAUUGGGUAAUAGCUUUACCACAGAAGGCAUGGAAGAGUUCAUGCAGUUGACUGUCCGUUGUAUGGACCCUUCGAGUGAAAGGCGGCCUACCAUGAGUUAUGUGGUGACGGAACUGGAUCGGAUACUGGAGAAAGAGAUGAGCUUGACAACAAUCAUGGGAGAAGGAACUCCAGUUGUGACUCUUGGAAGCCAGCUUUUUAGGGCUUCAAAAUAAGAUGCAAGUGUGUGGGAAUUAAGCUUCUUUGUUGUAUUAAUUCUUUUGUUUGUGUGAUUUGUCAUAUUAUUUACAGGAACACCAGAUUGGAAAGAGAGAUGCAUCCAGCUGUUUGUUAACUGUAAAAAAGAAAAAAUAACAGCUGUGUUUUUUUCUUCUUUUAUUCUUUCCUCUCAUAAAUGUACUCUAAACCUCGUGCUAAACAAUUAUUUGUUGAUAAUAGAUGAAGAUUGUCUGGAGUGAUUAUUUUAA